Molecule: messenger RNA, 1274 nt
Organism: Galendromus occidentalis (western predatory mite)
Lineage: Eukaryota; Metazoa; Arthropoda; Arachnida; Mesostigmata; Phytoseiidae
Exons: 5
Coding region: 262-1119 (285 amino acids)
Cellular component (GO): endoplasmic reticulum
Molecular function (GO): adenyl-nucleotide exchange factor activity
Source: RefSeq, a predicted model, not a curated record
GCUCGUAGCAUUGGCCUGCGCGUAUUAUUAGUGAAAAAUCCCGAUUGCUACCCAGGCUUAUUGUACAAGAUAGUCAGAGAGUUGGGUUUUACCGAACUCCCGUCGACGAGAAUUGAUCGUGGGGAAGAGCAUGCGUUUCUUGUGAGAAUAGAACGUCAACAGUGGAGCUAUCUAUCCUCUUCGAAACACCAAUCGUCCAGUGAAGUCGAUAAGACCUCGAAUUUGUGUAGUGAGCAUUCCCUCUCAUCUCCUCGGAUCGAUAUGGGUGAUCAAGGCGAUCUUCCUCGAGCCUUUCGUUUUGCUGUGUCCCACAUUCAGCCCGGGGCGAACCCAGCAGCUCCCAUGAGUGACCAGGACCGUGAGUGGUUGAAGGAAGUCAUCGGCCAGAUGGCAUCGUCCUCGACCGAUGGAGUGAAAGAUCCUGAUGACCGACCGAUCUACAGGAGUAUUGCGGAUGUCCUCAGGAGCUUCGCCGUUCUCAUUGAAAAGGGUAACACCGCGCACUUGAAGGAAGCUGUCGCGAGCGAGCUGCAGCACAUAGCAGAAGAAGCGGAGCUAUUGGACAGAGCUGACGACAAUGAGCGGAAGAACUCCGUGGGGUCAAUCAAAACCAUUUUCUCAAUGGCAACCAAGGAAGCGAUGGCUCCGUUGUGCUCGAUUCUUGCAGAGCUCGCUCAGAACUCUCCAGGAUGUCAAUCGGAGGCGAUGUGCUUGAUACCCAGACUGACUGAGAUCGUGAAGAGCCAUGAAUACUCAGCUCAAGCGAAAUCUAAAGCUGUUUACGCUCUAUCCGCAAUCAUACGAGGGAAUCCGAGUCCUGAUGUUCCGGAUCAUUUGUUUGCAACCCAGGACAGAGAGGAAGGCCUUGUGGACGUCUUAACCAAGUUGGUGUGUGAGAGCGAUGAAUCUGUCCAAGUUCGAACCAAGGCUGCUUUCCUUUUGAACUGUCUCGUUUCUGACCAUGACGUACGGAGUUAUCUCUUCGAAAAGAAAGAGAAAGACUUCCAAGGCCUCCAUGAGAAGAAUGAAAGCAUAAAGGAACUGGUCGACGCCAUUUUACAAAGCAUCCAGACGACGAAACUCGCCGAGGAUGAGCCACUCCUAGCCCUGAAAAUGUGAUUAAUCCUUGAGACCCGUGUACACCUCUCUGCUCCAUCCCAAGGAAUAUCCCUCGUGAGGGCCCCUCCGAUAAUCAUGAACUUGCGAAUACCAGUAGAAUCGAUUCUGCACUGUCUAUGUGAAGAAUAAAAAUGUCAUUUUGCUGUACAUCGGAU